Oldenlandia corymbosa var. corymbosa is the source of this 2020-nucleotide messenger RNA. The record is from the annotation of a GenBank genome assembly. Lineage: Eukaryota; Viridiplantae; Streptophyta; Magnoliopsida; Gentianales; Rubiaceae.
GUGGAUGAACAGAGAGCUUUAUAAUUUUGUCCCGUUCAUGUUAUAGUCAAGUUAAAUAGAGCACAGUAUCAAAAACUGUCUCAACUACCACAUUGUUGUGAGAUCACAUCUCAUAAAUAUUCUCGUAUACAAAACAUUUUCUAUUUAUGCAUUGUAGCCAUGAAAUGAUUCUCUACUCAAAUAUUAUUAUUUCUUUUGAUCAAAAUUUCCAAAAUUAUGGAAACGCCAGCUCAACCAAAUUCUAAACCCCAUGUAGCCUUCUUGCCAUCUCCUGGAAUGGGCCAUCUCAUCCCAUUCAUUGAGCUUGCCAAACGCCUCGUUGAUCACCACCAUUUCUCCGUCACCAUCUUGCUUCCUUCCGACGGAAGCCCAUCACCCAACAAAGCCCAACAAUCUUUCCUUCAAUCCUUACCCGCCGCCAUAACCUCCGUCUAUCUUCCUCCACCAGAUUUCGCUGACCUCCCGGAGAAUACCCGGGUCGAAACCCGCAUCGGACUCUCUGUUUCUCGAUCUCUCCCAGCAAUCCGUGCUGCGUUGACGGAGUUGUUCACAGGUAACGGUAGUCGGCUGGUAUCGGCGCUGGUGGUUGACCUAUUCGGUUCGACCGCUUUCGAGUUGGCUAAGGAAUUAGGUAUUUUGUCGUACAUGUUUUUCACGUCGACCGCAAUGUCGCUUUCGUUACUCCUGCAUAUGCCCCAACUCGACCGAGCUCACGAUUGCGAGUUUAGGGAUUUAUCCGGACCGGUUGAGCUACCCGGGUGUGUUCCUUUAUCCGGGAAGGACUUCUUGGAUGGGAUUCAAGAUCGGAAGAAUGAUGCUUAUAAAACCCUUCUCGAGCUUAGCAAGAAAUACAGCCAGGCUGACGGGAUUUUGAUUAAUACGUUCAUGGAGUUGGAAUACGGAGCCCUAAAUGCUCUCAAGGAAGAAAAACGGUUUGAGUCGAGGGUUUAUGCGGUCGGACCAUUGGUUAAGACCAGUUCCGAUGAAAUAGCCUCCGACAUUGAUCAGUCUUCGGAUUGUUUAACGUGGUUAAGUAAGCAACCGGCCAGAUCAGUUUUGUACAUUUCGUUUGGAAGUGGAGGAACUCUGUCCCAAGAGCAAAUUACUGAACUGGCCUUCGGUUUGGAAAUGAGUGGUCAAAGAUUUUUAUGGGUGGUCCGAAGUCCAAUUGAGAACGCUAAAGAUGCAGCCUUUUUCACCAACGAGAGCUCGAAAGAUCCGUUUGAUUUUCUUCCUCUAGGGUUUUUGGAGAGGACGGAAUCAAAGGGAUUGGUGAUUCCAUCAUGGGCUCCUCAGAUUGAAAUCCUUAGCCAUGAAUCAACGGGAGGGUUUGUAAGUCAUUGUGGAUGGAAUUCGGUUUUGGAGAGUGUUGUUAAUGGGGUGCCUUUGAUUGCAUGGCCACAUUAUGCAGAGCAGAAAAUGAAUGCAAUUUUGUUGACUGAGGAUUUAAAGGCUGCUGUUAGGGUUAAGCCUGAUAGUGAAAAUGGAAUCAUUGAGAGAGAACAAAUUGCGAGAGUUGCAAAAGGUUUGAUUGAAGGAGAAGAAGGAAAUGAGGUUCGAGGUAAGAUAAAAGAGCUGAAAAUCGCAGCUGAAAGGGCUUUCAGGAAAGAUGUUGGAUCUUCAUCAUUAUCACUAGAUGAGGUUGCUAAGAAAUGGGGUGCAUGAUUCACCUUUGCAAUAGUUUCCCGUGUUAUACAAAUUGUAAUCGCAAUAAUUUGGGAUGAAUUAAUGUACCUUCACGCAUUAGAGUUUAUUAUUUCAAGACUAAACACAGUUGUGGUUAGGUAUGAAUCAUGACUUUGGGAACUCCACAAGAUAUCAUCAUUAUUUUAUAAUACUCCCUCUAUCAACAAAACAAGAAAGUGAUUUAUUAAAAUGUUUCCGGGUGAGUAUUAAACAUAAUUGAGAAUAACAUUUUGUUUUAUGUAUGUAUGCAUGAAUAGUUCUGCUACAGGCGGGAAUUAAUAAGACGGAUCUUCUUCAAUAUCAUCAUGACUUGCAGUUGCAGAGAGGUAGCUAC